This is a messenger RNA of Morchella importuna, 2613 nucleotides long. RefSeq lists its product as uncharacterized. The transcript has 4 exons. Gene Ontology annotation, molecular function: ATP-dependent chromatin remodeler activity; ATP binding; nucleic acid binding. Bases 1 to 2613 code for a protein of 870 amino acids. Lineage: Eukaryota; Fungi; Ascomycota; Pezizomycetes; Pezizales; Morchellaceae. The record is from RefSeq and is a predicted model, not a curated record.
AUGGACAGCCUGGGUGGCCCCAGUAAUAAACGCAAGAUCGAAGUUAUCGAUAUCACUGACGCCGACGACGACGCCUAUAAUCCGAGCCCCGCAAGGCUCCGCAAAGCCGCGGCUACCAUUACGUCCGAAUCACAAGUCGAGUACAACAAUGAAGCCGAACAAGCGUCCGGCCAAGAGGUAGACGACGAGAUGGAGCAAUUUGGAGUUACAGACAUCGAAAUAGUGGCCACCAGAUACUACAACGGUAUUGCGACUCUGGGAGAACAGGUCAUCUUGAAGCGGGAGCCCAAUAAUGCGUUCGAUAGGAAUGCGAUCCAGGUUGAGAAUGUUUCCGGUGCUACGAUUGGCUAUAUCCCCAGCUGGUUCGCUGUGCAGUUGGCCCCACUGAUCGACAGGAAUAUAGUACAGAUUGAAGGCAUUAUCUCUAUGACCAAGCAUGAUGAUAUGCGCGUCAGCAUUAUCUCUAGCACCAAGGAUGAUAUGCGCGUCCGCAUUGGAGUGCUCAUCACCACUGACCCAACCCGCCGAGAGGCGUGCAUCAGGGAAGCCGAAUUGAUUCCCAACAUAUGUCCUUCCAGCACUAGAACGCGCGACACGAUACAUUACCCGGUAGGACAGGCAGGGCCCUCAAACCAAACUGGCGUUGGGGAUGAGUUCCAGGCUGCCGCACAAGCCAUGUCCGAGCAAACCCUCUCUGAACUUCCUUCUGCGUCGCAGCCUCGAAGACUUGAAACCUUCCUACUGCCAUAUCAGCGGCAAGGCCUCGCAUGGCUGCUGAAGAAGGAGCACCCAGUGCUCCCCACCUCGCCCGAGGAGGUCGUCCAGAUGUGGUCCGUCUUGGACCAGUCAAAGAAACUGUACCAGAACGUCGCUACCAUGUUUACGACCGAGGAGCCGCCGUUCCUGGCAAGCGGCGGUGUGCUGGCGGACGACAUGGGGCUCGGCAAAACACUGCAGAUGAUCUCACUCAUCGUGACUGAUCCCGCAGAAGAGCCAAAGCUAGUGCCGGCUCCACUGAAGAUGGACGGGUGCACGGGUGGAACGCUGAUUAUCGCCCCGCUCAGCGUCAUGAGCAACUGGGCGAACCAGAUUGCGCAGCAUGUCUCGAGGAGGACACCGCUGAAGGUUUAUGUCUACCAUGGGCAGGGGAGAUCGAGGCCCAGUCUGAAGGAUUAUGAUAUCGUGAUUACUAGUUACGGGACCAUCACGUCCGAGUUCAAUGCCCGGAACGGCACCCUCAACUCGAUCGUGUGGCGACGCAUCAUCCUCGACGAAGCCCACUACAUACGCAACCCCAAGGCCAAGUCGAGUCUGGCCGUCUCGGCCCUCGACGCCAAAAGCCGCUGGUGCCUCACUGGCACCCCAAUCAUCAACAACCUCAAGGACCUCUACUCGCUCGUCCGCUUCCUGCGCUACUCCGGCGGCCUCUCCGACCUCAGCAUCUACAACAGUGUCAUCACGCGCGCCAUGAAGCGUGACCUGGCCGGCGACAAGGAGCGCCUCCAGGCACUCGUCACCGCACUCUGCCUCCGCCGCACAAAGGCAAUGGCCUUCGUCGACCUGCGCCUGCCCAGACUGACAAGGCACGUCUACGCCGUCAACUUCUCGUCCGAGGAGAAGGCGAAAUACGAGCUCCUCUCAAAGGAGGCGUCAGGCCUCCUCCGCAGAUACAGCCUCGACGAACCCGGACAGGAGGUCUACCGUUUCAUCCUGGAGCUACUGCUCCGCAUGCGGCAAGUGUGUAACCACUGGAUGCUGUGCAGCGAGAGGAUCCAGAGCUUGAUGCACCUGUCGGGGAAGAGUGUGGUGGAUCUGACGCCCGAGAAUAGAGCGGCGUUGCAGGAUAUGUUGCAGAUUGCGAUCGACUCGCAGGAGGACUGUGCCGUCUGUUUGGACGCACUGCAUGAGCCGAGAAUCACUAUAUGCAAGCAUGUCUUUGGGCUGGAGUGUAUCUCGAAGGUCAUCGAGGUGCAGCAGAAAUGUCCCUUAUGUAGAGCGGUACUGUUGACGCCUGAGUCGUCACUUGUUGAGCCGGCAGUCGAAGACGAGGUUAGGGGGGCGCCGGUCGAAGAGAAGGAGCAGAUCGGCUCUAAACUCGAGGCCCUACUGACCAUCCUGAACAACACCCGCAACGCCGACCCCACUGUCAAGACCGUCGUCUUCUCCCAGUGGACCAGCUACCUUACACUCCUCGAGCCCCAGCUGCGUGCCCACAACUUCCGCUUCGCCCGCAUCGACGGGUCCAUGAGGCCUCGCUCCCGCGACGACGCCAUCGACGCGCUCAACAACGACCCCAAAUGCACGGUCCUCCUAGCGUCGCUCGCUGUCGCCUCCGUCGGGCUGAACCUCACCGCCGCCAGCCAGGUCGUGCUGUGCGAUAGCUGGUGGGCCCCGGCCAUCGAGGACCAGGCCGUCGAUAGAGUGUAUAGACUGGGCCAGAAGAGGGAGUGUGUGGUGUGGCGCUUGAUUGUCGAGGGCACGAUUGAGGAAAGGGUUCUGGAUAUUCAGGAGAGGAAGAGGAAUUUGGUCAAGACGGCGUUUGCGGAGAGGAAGAGGGAUGCGAGGGAGACGAGGGAGACGAGGAUUGCGGAGUUGAAGAUGCUGCUGGCGUAG